Messenger RNA from Lepisosteus oculatus (spotted gar), 3574 nucleotides. RefSeq names its product FH2 domain-containing protein 1-like. Lineage: Eukaryota; Metazoa; Chordata; Actinopteri; Semionotiformes; Lepisosteidae. The record is from RefSeq and is a predicted model, not a curated record.
UUGGGUGGUGCUUUGCUUGUGUAGGAAGAAGAGGUUUUUAGAAAAAAGUGUCGGAUGUCUUGGUAAGCGGCUGCUGAUGCUGGAUUAAUUUUAAAUGCGGAAAGAUAUUUUAUUUCCUUUUCAUAUGGACUGUUUGAGGGAUUGACUCGUUUUAUCAGGUUUUUCUGUUCCUUCUUUGGGACUGCUGUUGGACUGAUAAUUGGCACUUGGCCUGAUUUAAAAAAAAACUCAACCAUCCACUUUGGUUUGUAAUUUUGUCUCCCUGUCCCUGGAAAUACAAAUUUCCUCCAUAAGCGUUCUGCAGUGGAUGGCCGUGUUGCCAUGAUGACUGCAGAGUAUGCCUCUGACCAUCCUCAUCUUCCUUUGCCUCAACCAUUGGAUGGCCCAGGGCCCAUGGCCCCACCUCCUCCUCCUCCCCCACCACCUCCUCCUCCUCCUCCACCCCCCCCUCCUCCUGCCUCACCCCCCGGGAGUGGACCCCUGACCAGAAGCAAAAAUCGGCGGUCCAAACUUCGGAACUUCAACUGGGACGCCAUCCCUAGGCACAGUGUGAUGGGGAAACGCAACAUCUGGACGUCCGAGAAAAAACUGGACGACUUCGAGCUGGACACCAAGCGGAUGGAGGAGCUGUUCAGCCAGAACGAGCAGGGGCAGCAGAGAGCACGGGCCAGCUUGAGGAAGAGUGUGCGAGGAUUGCCUGCCUCCACCCAGGGGAUGGACCCAGUUUCAAUUCUUAACUCCAAGAAGAGCAUGAACAUUGGGAUCUUCCUAAAGCAGUUUAAAAGGCCUAUCCAGGAGAUUAUAGAAGAUAUCAGGCAAGGCCACGGUGCAAAAUACGGAGCAGGAAAACUACAGGAGCUCCGUAAACUCCUGCCUGAGGAUGGAGAAGUGAAGAAGCUGCGUGCAUUUGAUGGUGACCAGACACAGCUUUCAGAAGCCGAUCUGUUCAUGGUGCAGUUAGUGCGGCUUUCCAGCUAUCAGGAGCGCCUUCAGAGUCUAGUCCUGCGAGAGGAAUUUUCCCCCUUCAUACUCUCUAUGAAACAGUCCAUUUCUACCAUGACCAAAGCAUCCACAGAGCUCAUGGAGUGUGAAAACCUACACACAGUAAUUCGUCUGGUUCUGAAGACGGGCAACUACAUGAAUGCUGGUGGCUAUGCUGGCAGUGCUGUAGGAUUCCGCAUGACAUCCCUUCUGAAGCUUGUGGACACAAAGGCAAACAAACCUGGAAUGAACCUAAUGCACUAUGUAGUGAUGCAAGCAAAGGAGAUCGAUGCAACUCUGCUAAAAUUCCCCGAACAGCUCCAACACAUUGGACCAGCAUCUAGGAUUCUGAAACAGGAAGUAGAGGCAGAAUUUCAAAAGGAAAAGAAGAAAGUGGCAGAAGUCAAGACAAAUGUUACCAAACAAGAUGAUCUGAGAGAGCAGAUGGAGUCCUUCCUGCAGGAUGCAGAAGCUCAGCUGGCAGAGGUGGAGACCUCCCUUCAGACCCUGAACUCAGUCAGCUGCUCUGUGGCCGAGUAUUUCUGCGAGGACCCCAGCCAAUUCAAACUGGAAGAGUGCUGCUCCAUCUUCCACUCCUUCUGUGAGAAGUUUCUGCGAGCCAUGCAGGAAAACCAGGAGCGUGAAGUAGCUGAGGUGAAGAGAAGGCAGCGUGAAAGACUGAACACUUCGGUUAAGCGCAAGUCCACAGCUACCUGUUCACACAGAGAUAAAGAUAUGGAAGGUGUAGCCCUCGAGUCCAUCUUAAACAGAUUCCUUCAGAACAGGAGCUCUCGCCGCAAGCCUGGGUCUCCCUCUCCCACCGGAGGAAGCCUUCCAGAGAUGAUUCCCGCAAGUAAAGAGACAACCUCAACGGAAGGAAACAAAUAUCCUUUUGAGGAUGUGGAGAUGCAAAAAGAUAGAACAAAUUCAGCCAAUGACCCAGCCAGGAACUCUAAGCAUGGGGAAGUUCCCCUUCUCAAUGAAGAGGAUGGAGAUAAAGGUAAACAAAGUGUAGGCAGGGAGAGAGUUAUUUCUAUUGCUGAUGUAGAGAGCAGGAAGAGCAACCGUUCAGCAAAAGACCAUGACCACCAAAACCCUGCUCACUUGGCUGGAAACAUUGUCGGCAGCCCUGCACACAAGAAGUCCUCGGGGGACAUAAGGCAGGAGGAAGAGAAUGAAGCUCAGCAUAUGCGAGAGGUGUCCCGCAAGGUUUUACACUAUCAAAAUAGCCGAGGCAGCUUAUCAUCGGGGGAGUAUACUUUUGACCAGGCUGGGGUGUGCUCUCCAAAUGGGACCACCACUUCGUCACGCUUUCGGGACUUCCAAGAUGACAAACACAAAGCUUUGUCUGAGCAGACCGCAGAUACAACAAACAAGAUUAUUCUCAGCCCUCCUGCCUGCCGUUUUAAUCAAAAGAAACCACCCCCUGCCUUGUCCCGCCGCCACACACUCAAUAUAAUGCCCACAGCCUGCAUAGAUGAGAACAAGGAAGAUGAUCUCCGGCUGUUGUCUGGAAAGCCUGGCAAAACUCCAGCUCCUCCGAUGAAGUACAUUGGAAAGAUGAAGUCGGCUGAUAACUGGCAGUUUUCCCAGAAGCUGGAAGAGAUUUGUGCAAAACAACAUGGUAUCGGCGUACCUGAAGCUAAUUUUCCCAAGCCAAAAAGUCCAUCACACCAGGUCACGGACCAUCAGAGCACUUCAGCAAAAGAAAAGGAGAGGUUAUCUUCAAACUCCCAAAAGGAAGAUGCUCAGUUUCCUUCAAGCAAGCGAGUGGGGAUUUUUAGGUCACGGAAACCGCAAGGCGAGCGGGACAAGGAGCGUGGCACAAUCGAGUCCUCGUCUAGCUUCCGCCUGAGCGAUUUCCUGCACAAGAGGUUCAGCCAGAAGACGAGUGAGGGCUCCAUGAAGCCACCUGAAGUCGUCCGUGAACGCCAGGAAAACUCCAACAUCUUCUCAUUCUUCAAGCGCUUUAAUGACAAGACAGUCAAAUCCAGUAUCAAGGAAGUGGACUAUGAGGGCACGGACUUGUGACAACCGUCAAAGUAAACUUUGCAUAUUGCCAAAUGACUGUAUUUAAACUAUAAUAUGGGGUGUUGAUAAUGAAAUUUGGUUCGUGUUUACGUGACCAUGACAACCUGGUUUCAAGCAGGUGACUUUAACUGGCAGCCAGUUCAAGCCUGAAAAGCUUUAUUUAUAAACUAGUUUACUUCUAUUACUGGUAAAUUAUUUUGGAUUUUUCUAAGUCUGUUAUACUCAUUUUGUUGAGCUGAAGAAAACAUUUUUAAAUUGGUGAGCAUGCAAUGUAAACAUUAGUAUAAAAUAUCUAAGUCCAUAGAGGUUCAUAACCAAGUUGUUUUUAGGUCCUGGUUUUCUCAUCAAAGAUGGCCCAUGUGUGGUUUUAGAACUAUUUACUUAAGCAUGUUAAUUUGAAUUCUUUUGAACAUCAGUGUUGAGCUUUUUCAUGAGCCUUCAAAUAUUUGUAAGUGGACAAAUCAUAAGGGACUCAAGACAAAACCCCUUAUAAUACCUGCUUUUUUCUAUCCCCAAUUUUUUACACUAUACAAAUAAAUAAAAUAUGGUUUUGAACCAUUAA